Molecule: messenger RNA, 1600 nt
Organism: Rhopalosiphum maidis (corn leaf aphid)
Lineage: Eukaryota; Metazoa; Arthropoda; Insecta; Hemiptera; Aphididae
Product: multiple inositol polyphosphate phosphatase 1-like
Exons: 7
Coding region: 44-1396 (450 amino acids)
Molecular function (GO): inositol phosphate phosphatase activity; acid phosphatase activity
Source: RefSeq, a predicted model, not a curated record
UCUUACAAUUUCUAUUUUACUCUUAUAGUAAUUUAUAAAUAAAAUGUAUUAUAAAAUGAAAUUUAUCGUAAUUAUACCGCUACUAAUAAUAUUUAAUUGUAUUAAAUGUGAAUUAGAGAAAUGCUUUCACCAUGACGAUCAUCCAUUUCAAUUCUUUGCUUCAAAAACUGCAUAUAGUUAUGUAUCAUCCAAACAAAACUAUACUCAAUCAAAUUGUAAGACAUUGCAAUUGUGGCUGUUAUGCAGACAUGGUACGCGAAAUCCUGGAAGCGAUACUAUUGAUAAAAUAUCGAAUUUAAACGAGUAUAAAAAUAACCUAACGAAUAAUUCAAAUUUAUGCAAAGAAGACUUCGAGGCUAUUAAAACAUGGAUUUUUAAUUUGACUGAAAAAGAUGAAGACAAACUCAAUAGUCAAGGUGUUAACGAUUUAUUGUCUUUGGGAUCAAGACUUCAAAGUUUAUAUAAAGAUAUAUUCAACCAACCAUAUAAUCCCAAAAUAUACCGUGUGUUAUCAUCGCCUAAAGAAAGAUCAAAGGAUAGUGCAUUUUAUUUUUUAAAAUCUGCCUUUAAUGUGAAUGUUACUGAUAUACCAUUAAUAAAUAGCGAUGAUAUAAAAUUAAACAUAUCUAAAUUUGAAAAUGAACAUGAUAACGAAGAAUUCAAAAAAUUUCGAUACAGUAUACACAUGCAAGAAGUAAUUGUCAGAGUAUCGAAGAUUUUGGGACUGGAUCGUAAUCUGACAUAUAAUACAAUAAAAGCUAUGUAUGAUUCAUGUCGAUUUGAAAGAUCAGUAAACUUAAAUUCUCAUCCAGCUUGGUGUGCUGUAUUUUCUCAAAAAGAUUUAGAAGUUCUUGAGUAUGUUGAAGAUUUAAAUUAUUAUUACUUAAAUGGAUAUGGUGACUCAUACAACGAAAGACUUGGUUGUCCGAUUGUAAAAGAUCUUAUGAAUAAUUUCAAAUAUAAAUCUCAAACACAACUCGGGCCAAAAGGAGUGUUUUAUUUUGGUCAUUCAUCGAACGUGUUUAGUGCAAUUGUUAGAUUAGGGUUUGCCAGAGACACUUCACCUCUGCUAAGCUCAAACUUCGAGGAUAUGCGCGAUAGAAAAUGGAAAACAUCAUAUUUGAGUCCUUUUACAUCAAAUCUGAUGGCCGUUCUUUACGAAUGCCAUGGUGUGAAAAAAGUAACAUUCUUUAUCAACGAAAUUCCAAUGACUGUGGAAAAAUAUGGAUGUACAUUAUGUCCAUGGAAGUUGAUCGAAAAUAUGUUUGAUCCAAUUAUUUCUAGCCCAUCCUGCACGUUUGAUGAAAACUCGUCAGCUUCCAGUGUUUCCAGAACAAUGAAUUUAUUCUUUUUCACUUAUUCAUUAUAUAUAUUUUUUUAUUUUAAUUAUUCAUAGAAUUUUCACCAACAAACAAUUACAGCGCAUAUUAUACUUACACAACAUCUUAACUUUUAGUGAUGUACUUGAAAUCAGAUUACAUACGAAGGAUCAAGCUUAAAUUACUUCAAAUGAAAAUUACAUUUUUAAUUAGGUUUUAUCAAUUACCAAUUGUUUAUAUAAUAAUUGAAUUGUAAUAAAAUAAUUGUAUUUACAUUUUAU